AUGCCGCCACCAUGGUCUUCGAUCCACCGCUUCCAUAAGAAGUCAGCACCCGCCUUCUUAAGCCCUCAAGCAUGGACGCGUAGCGCCUUCCUCGUCGCCAAAGUCUUCGUCGUCGGUCAUGUCUUCUUCUCGUACAUCGGCGGCGUGGGAUCGACCACCGGUAUAUCCAUGGUCCCCACCAUUCCUCAUUCCUUUCGCUCACACCCUUGGAUCUUGUACUCGUCGCUUCACCGUCGAGGCCGGAAUAUACAGGUGGGCGAUGUGAUAACGUAUACGCACCCCAUGUUCCCUAAGCAGCAUGGGUGCAAGCGGGUUAUUGGUAUGCCGGGUGACUUUGUUAGUGUUAUUACGCCGGGACGCAGCGAUGAGAAUAUCGAGGCUGUUGAUGCUGAGGGGAAGUGGGCGAGCGUGAGGGAAGAGGUGAUUCGGGUGCCGGAUGGGCAUUGCUGGGUGCAAGGGGACAAUCUGGAGUGGAGUAGGGAUAGUAGGCUGUUUGGUCCUUUACCGUUGGGUUUGGUCAAGUCGAAAGUGUUGGCGGUUAUUCUGCCGUUUCGAGAGGCAAAAUGGGUGGGUAGUUCGGUUGAUGUAGUCGAUCCGCAGGAGAAGGAAAGAGAAUGGAUCCUGAAGUAA
Molecule: messenger RNA, 630 nt
Organism: Bipolaris zeicola 26-R-13
Lineage: Eukaryota; Fungi; Ascomycota; Dothideomycetes; Pleosporales; Pleosporaceae
Exons: 2
Coding region: 1-630 (209 amino acids)
Cellular component (GO): membrane; mitochondrial inner membrane peptidase complex
Molecular function (GO): serine-type endopeptidase activity
Source: RefSeq, a predicted model, not a curated record